AUGGGUGCUAAUUCUAUAACCAUCAUCUUUUCCCCCUACCAUGUUGGCCUUCGUGACCACCGUGUUGGUGACGGCCCUAACCGCAUUCGAGCCCUGGGGGUCAUUCAAGAGCUGGAAAAACUGGGUGUGACAGUACACGUUCACGAGUUGCUCCCAGUUGAUGAUCAUGAAGGUGAGAUAGGUCGCAGCUUUGAGCUACUCCGGCGGACGUCCAAGGCGGUAACAGAGGUGUGCGCCAAGCAAUCUUUCCCUCUUGUUCUCUCCGGAAAUUGCAUGGCAAGCGCUGGAGUCGCCUGUGGGCUGGGCCUUGAGAAUCUUGGCUGGAUCUACUUUGACGCGCACGACGAUAUGGAAACACCCUCAACGAACAUAAACGGAUACUUGGAUGCCAUGGGUCUGUCAAUGCUGGCGGGCGAAAGCUUCCAUCGUUUGGCAAACACGAUUCCUGGAUACGCUCCGCACAAGUACGACAAAAUGAUUUACUGCGGCCUUCGCGAUAUCGAGGACAGCUCGAAAGAUAUUGUGCGAAAGGCUGGAGCGGAGGUUAUCUGGGGCGAACCAGGCAGACAUGUCGACUUUGCGAGUAAGGUCACGGAAGCUCUUAGUGCGAAGGACUAUUCGCCCGCUUUGGUCCAUCUUGACCUUGAUGUCUUGGAUGAGAGCAUUGGAAAGGUUAAUGGUUACGAGAGCCCAGGAGGCUUGCAAGAAGAUGACUUGAUGAAGUGUAUGGAUCUCGUUCCACAGAAAGCUACUCCGACAUCUCUUACAGUCUGUUCGUUCAAUCCUAACUUGGGAGAUGGCGAUAAAGUUGCUACGAUUGGUGUAAAGGCUAUCGUUACCUUUGUCAAAUCGCUUCUAAAAACUGAAGCUUUAGUAACAAAGUAG
Pyrenophora tritici-repentis Pt-1C-BFP is the source of this 885-nucleotide messenger RNA. Its product is annotated as SpeB, Arginase-agmatinase-formimionoglutamate hydrolase, arginase family. Gene Ontology annotation, cellular component: cytoplasm; nucleus; cytosol. Gene Ontology annotation, molecular function: manganese ion binding; arginase activity. NCBI's taxonomy places the organism in Eukaryota, Fungi, Ascomycota, Dothideomycetes, Pleosporales, Pleosporaceae. The record is from RefSeq and is a predicted model, not a curated record.